Messenger RNA from Microtus ochrogaster (prairie vole), 484 nucleotides. RefSeq names its product H2A.L variant histone 3 (gene H2al3). NCBI's taxonomy places the organism in Eukaryota, Metazoa, Chordata, Mammalia, Rodentia, Cricetidae. Gene Ontology annotation, molecular function: DNA binding; structural constituent of chromatin; protein heterodimerization activity. The record is from RefSeq and is a predicted model, not a curated record. Gene Ontology annotation, cellular component: nucleosome.
GAUCCGGAGCUGAAUGCAACUCUCCACACCGGUCUUCAAAAGGGCACAAUGGAAGACAACCGGCAGAAGUGUAACAUCUCCCGCUCCGCAAGAGCUCAACUGAAUUUCUCGGUGAGCAGAAUUGAGCGCUUUCUUCGAGAAGGAAACUUCUCUCAGCGUUUGAGUCCUUCCGCACCGGUUUUCCUUGCUGGCGUACUAGAGUACCUGACAGCUGAUGUACUUCGCCUGUCUGUCAAGGAGGCCCAAGCUAGCGGGAGGAAGCGCAUAACUCCAGAGCACAUCUCCUGGGCUGUUGAAAACGACAAACAUCUUCGUAAAAUCUUCAAAAUUGACAGCAAGUCUUCGGUCGCUGAGCCAUCAAAACCCGACGAGAACUGAUAACUAAGUCGCGGAGGUUGGAGGCUCAAAACUUGAGCCUCAAAUCGCCCCAAUGUCCCUCUAACUGGGGGGUAAGUUAGACAUGUUAUUAAAACUGUCUAAACCA